Messenger RNA from Paraglomus occultum, 674 nucleotides. NCBI's taxonomy places the organism in Eukaryota, Fungi, Glomeromycota, Glomeromycetes, Paraglomerales, Paraglomeraceae. The record is from the annotation of a GenBank genome assembly.
GAAGUCGAGCCGCCGCCGCUGGCAGUUCCGAACCCCAAUCAAAGAAGCGCAAGUACAGAAAAGACAAACCAGUUUCGUCGGAAGACAAUCCUGGUCCCUUUACUGAAGAAUCUUCGUUUGCGACACUAUUUCCCAAAUAUCGUGAAGCAUAUUUAAGAAGCCUGACGAAACCAACUAAUGCAUUUGUAUUCACCUCCCUCGAACCUCGCCAGGCGCUCGAACUUUUAACUAAAUGCUACAUAAUGGUUCAAGGAAACACAGUCUCUGCUAUGGGUCCUUACAAAGGUCUAAAAGAAGUUCGUCGCAUAAUAAUUGAUUGCAUGAAAAACAUACACCCUAUUUACCACAUAAAAGAACUGAUGAUUAAGCGAGAACUUGCAAAAGAUCCAAAUUUAAAAAACGAAUCGUGGGAUCGCUUUUUACCUCAUUUUAAGAAGAAAAAUGUUCAGAGGAAGGCGAGUAAAAAGGGAGAAGAGAAGAAAAAGAAGGAUUACACGCCGUUUCCACCUCCUCAGCAGCCUCGUAAGAUUGAUUUGCAGUUGGAAUCUGGUGAAUAUUUCUUAAAGCCGCGUGAGAAGGUUGCCAAGGCCAUGCUAUUGAAAAAGGAGAAGCAACUAGAGACUACGCUUAAGCGUAAAGCAGAACGUGAAAAGGAUUUUGUUCCGCCGGAUUAA